Molecule: messenger RNA, 932 nt
Organism: Cuscuta epithymum
Lineage: Eukaryota; Viridiplantae; Streptophyta; Magnoliopsida; Solanales; Convolvulaceae
Source: the annotation of a GenBank genome assembly
GAAGAACAUAAUAACAUAGUUACACAACACUAACAAUUAAUUAAACAAUUAAGUCGUAACAACCUUUUGCCUUUCAAUCCUUCUCAAAUUAUCCCAUGUCACAGGUAAAGUCUCCGGCCGCCGCAUUCCUCCUAUUCAUUACAAUUCUUCACCACUCAUCCACCGCUCCGACGGCGAAAGCGGAAAUCAGGCAUGGCAUCCCAAGAGAUCAGCUAAGGAAACGGAAUCCGGUAAAGGCAGCGGGGGGAGACCACGGCCACCACCUCCUCCCGGGCCUCUCCCUCUCGCUGCCCGAGCCGCCCUUCAUCCCGCUCUACAACUGGGCCCAGCACGAAUUCGUGCAGGCCCACAACGAGCUGCGCGCGAAGGUCGGGUCCCCGCCGCUGGGGUGGGACCCGACCCUCACGAAAUUCGCGCACGACUACGCCGUGAAGCGCAAGCAGGAUUGCGACUACCGGAUCCACUCGGGCGGGCCGUACGGGGAGAACCUGUUCUGGCAGCUGUACAAGGAGUCGAGCCCGAGGGAGGUGGUGGCGUCGUGGUUCGACGAGCAGCGGUUCUACGACCACGGGAAGAAGAGGUGUGUUUGUCACCCGGAGAGGGAAGGGUGUGAAUGCGGACAUUAUACGAAUGUGAUUUGGCAUAGCACCGAAAAAGUCGGGUGUAGCGGUUACGUUUAUUGUAACGGCCAGAAAGGCAUCCUCGUUGUUUGCUCCUACCAUCCCAGGGGCAAUAUUCUCGGCAAAAGUCCACUGCCAUAAUCUUUUUGUUUGAUUUGUACGAGUAAGUGUACCUUUUAAAGUAAUAAAUUCUCAAUGUAUUACACAGCAAAAUUUAGAAAAUGUUCCCCAAAAAAUGUAUAACACCAGCAAGUUUAUCUUAGAUUGAUGUAUGAAAGUUUGUCCACCGUAAUAGGUAUGACAUCAAUUAAC